Messenger RNA from Hyla sarda, 4761 nucleotides. RefSeq names its product mucin-2-like. NCBI's taxonomy places the organism in Eukaryota, Metazoa, Chordata, Amphibia, Anura, Hylidae. The transcript has 20 exons. The record is from RefSeq and is a predicted model, not a curated record. Bases 1 to 4761 code for a protein of 1586 amino acids.
AUGACAAGGGAAGCGGCACCGACAAAUAAAGCGACAACACGUAAAGCAGCAACAAGAGGUGAAGGGACAACCGCACGCAAGUCAACUCGCCAAGCGUCAAUGACAAGUGAAGAGGUAGCAAAAAAUGAUGCGACAACACGCAAAGCAACGAGAAACCAAGUGACAACCGCACGCAAGUCAACGCGCCAAGCGUCAAUGACAAGUGAAGCGGUAGCAACAAAUGAUGCGACAACACGCAAAGCAACAAGAAACCAAGUGACAACGGCGCGCCAGUCAACACGUCAAGCGUCAAUGACAAGUGAGGCGACAACAUAUAAAGCAGCAACAAGAGGUGAAGGGACAACCACACGCAAGUCAACACGUCAAGCGUCAAUGACAAGUGAAGAGGUAGCAACAAAUUAUGCGACAACACGCAAAGCAACAAGAAACCAAGUGACAACGGCGCGCCAGUCAACGCGUCAAGUGGCAAUGACAAGUGAAGCGGUAGCAACAAAUGAUGUGACAACACGCAAAGCAACAAGAAACCAAGUGGCAACGGCGCGCCAGUCAACACGUCAAGCGUCAAUGACAAGUGAGGCGACAACAUAUAAAGCAACAAUGAGAGGCAAAGUGACAGCAGCGCGCAAAUCAACGCGUAAAUCAUCCAUGACAAGUGAAGCGACAACAAGUAACGCAACGACGCGUAAAGCAACAACGAGAGGUGAAGUGACCAUGGCGGGCCAAUCAACAACACGUAAAGCAUCGACAACACGGCUAUCCGGGGGCGAUUAUCACGUGUACGCUAUAAUGGACCUGACGUAUACUCCAGAGCUGGGCGAUCAGAACUCUACGCAGUACCGGAAUCUGAGCGGCGCAGUAGAGAGUCACAUGCUACAACUUAUACGGACCGAGCUGCCCGACUGUAUGGCUACAAAAGUAUCCGCCUUCCGGGAAGGCUCCGUCAUCGCUGACGUUUUGGCGACAUUCCCAAAUAACAACCACACGGAGGAGGAGGUACAGAGCGCGUUCGAUCGGGCCGUCAUUAAUAAUUUCAGUCUGUUGGGAGACGUUAAGGUCCUAUUUACGGACAUAAACACCACUACAGCUCCAACUACAAUCCCAGAUGAUAAACCUGGACGCAUAGCUUCAAGACCAUACCCAUGUUGCCGACCAACCACAGCCAGAUCUUGUUCAAGACCAAGAAUUAGCACACCUGAAUCCAGCACAACAAUUACUCCUAUCACAGAAAAUGUCUGGAUCAGAUCCAGUACAACAGCUGAGCCCAACCCAACUAGUCAACCAGGCACAAAUGGUGGAACAACUGAGCCCAACCCAACUGGUCAGCCCGGCACAAAUGGUGCAACAACUGAGCCCAACCCAACUAGUCAACCAGGCACAAAUGGUGGAACAACUGAGCCCAACCCAACUGGUCAAUCCGGCACAAAUGGUGCAACAACUGAGCCCAACCCAACUGGUCAGCCCGGCACAAAUGGUGGAACAACUGAGCCCAACCCAACUGGUAAACCUGGCACAAAUGGUAGAACAACUGAGCCCAACCCAACUGGUCAGCCCGGCACAAAUGGUGGAACAACUGAGCCCAACCCAACUGGUCAGCCCGGAACAAAUGGAACAGCUCAACCCAAUACAAUUGGUUCUACAGGUAAAGAGACAACAAAGCGCAAAACCUCACAUCAAGCCACAACAAGUGCAGCGACAACAACGGGACUAUACACAACCGAUUAUCAUGUGUAUGUUAGAUUGAACCUGACGUAUACUCCAGAGCUGGACGAUCCUAACUCUCCGCAGUACAUGAAUCUGAGCAGCGCAGUAGAGAGUAACAUGCUACAACUUAUACGGACCGCGCUGCCCGACUGUAUGGCGACAAAAGUAUCCGCCUUCCGGGAAGGCUCCGUUAUCGCUGACGUUUUGGCGACAUUCCCGAAUAACAACCACACGGAGGAGGAGGUCCAGAGCGCGUUCGAUCGGGCCGUCAUUAAUAAUUUCAGCAUGUUGGGAGACAUUAAGGUCCUAUUUACGGGCACAACCACUACUACAGGUUCUACCGUUAAAGUGACGAUGGCGCGCAAAUCUACACGUCUAGCCACAACUACUAGUGCAGCGUCAACAACGGGACUAUACACAACCGAUUACCACGUGUAUGUUAUAAUGAACCUGACGUAUACUCCAGAGCUGGACGAUCGGAAUUCUCCGCAGUACCUGAAUCUAAGCAGCGCAGUAGAGAGUCACAUGCUACAAUUUAUACGAACCGCGCUGCCCGACUGUAUGGCGACAAAAGUAUCCGCCCUCCGGGAAGGCACUGUCAUCGCUGACGUUUUGGCGACAUUCCCAAAUAAUAACCACACGGAGGAGGAGGUCCAGAGCGUGUUCGAUCAGGCCGUCAUUAGGAAUUCCAGCAUGUUGGGAAACAUUAUGGUCUUAUUUAUUAACACAACCAACACUACGGGCCCAACUACAACCCCAAGUAAUACACCUGGACGCAAAGCUUCAAGACCAUACCCAUGUUGUCCACCCACCAAAGCCAGAAUGAGUUCAAGACCAAUAACAAGCGCACCUGAACCCAGCAUAACAACUACUCCCAAUACAGCAAGUUCCUGGAGCGGAUCCAGUACAACGACUCAACCCAACCCAUCUGGUCAACCAGGCACAAAUGGUGGAACAGCUCAACCCAACCCAUCUGGUCAACCAGGCACAAAUGGUGGAACAGCUCAACCAGGCACAAAUGGUGGAACAGAUCAACCUAACCCAUCUGGUCAACCAGGCACAAAUGGUGGGACAGCUCAACCCAACCCAUCUGGUCAACAAAGCACAAAUGGUGGAACAGCUCAACCCAACCCAUCUGGUCAACCAGGCACAAAUGGUGGAACAGCUCAACCCAACCCAUCUGGUCAACCAGGCACAAAUGGUGGAACAGCUCAACCCAACCCAUCUGGUCAACCAGGCACAAAUGGUGGAACAGCUCAACCCAACCCAACUGGUCCACAAGGUACAAAAGAUCCAUCACUGACUGGUGUGAGUACAGAGGUUCUUCCAUCAACCACAGCAAGAACACCCGGAUCAUUUCCAGCCGGACAAAUCUUCACUCUUCCUCUUGAGUUCCGCGUUCUGAAUUUGAACAUAAGCGAUAACAUGACAAGCAUUAAUGCAUAUGUUGAAGAACAGCUCGCUCAAGUUUUUAAAUCCAAUCCUAACUUCAUAUCGGCAAAGAUUGACAUCAGGGAUGGGUCGGUGUACAUCACUGACAUCCUGUUCUCACCAGACGCUCCGUCCAACCAGAUGCUUGUGGAUCUUUUUUAUGACUACUUGAAGGAUCACGACAUGUAUCUGGGCACCUUGAAGAUAGACCCAAAUAGUAUUCGGUCUGGAGAUGCCGUUCCAAGUGACCUCGCGCCAACUCCAAUUACAGGGACGAAUUCCGGAGCUUCAGCUGCAGUUACAGGUUCUGUAGCCACAAAUGGCGGAACAGCUCAACCCAACCCAACUGGUCCACAAGGUACAAAAGAUCCAUCACUGACUGGUGUGAGUAUAGAGGUUCUUCCAUCAACCACAGCAAGAACACCCGGAUCAUUUCCAGCCGGACAAAUCUUCACUCUUCCUCUUGAGUUCCGAGUUCUGAAUUUGAACAUAAGCGAUAACAUGACAAGCAUUAAUGCAUAUGUUGAAGAACAGCUCGCUCAAGUUUUUAAAUCCAAUCCCAACUUCAUAUCGGCAAAGAUUGACAUCAGGGAUGGGUCGGUGUACAUCACUGACAUCCUGUUCUCACCAGACGCUCCGUCCAACCAGAUGCUUGUGGAUCUUUUUUAUGACUACUUGAAGGAUCACGACAUGUAUCUGGGCACCUUGAAGAUAGACCCAAAUAGUAUUCGGUCUGGAGAUGCCGUUCCAAGUGACCUCGCGCCAACUCCAAUUACAGGGACGAAUUCCGGAGCUUCAGCUGCAGUUACAGGUUCUGUAGCCACAAAUGGCGGAACAGCUCAACCCAACCCAACUGGUCCACAAGGUACAAAAGAUCCAUCACUGACUGGUGUGAGUACAGAGGUUCUUCCAUCAACCACAGCAAGAACACCCGGAUCAUUUCCAGCCGGACAAAUCUUCACUCUUCCUCUUGAGUUCCGAGUUCUGAAUUUGAACAUAAGCGAUAACAUGACAAGCAUUAAUGCAUAUGUUGAAGAACAGCUCGCUCAAGUUUUUAAAUCAAAUCCCAACUUCAUAUCGGCAAAGAUUGACAUCAGGGAUGGGUCGGUGUACAUCACUGACAUCCUGUUCUCACCAGACGCUCCGUCCAACCAGAUGCUUGUGGAUCUUUUUUAUGACUACUUGAAGGAUCACGACAUGUAUCUGGGCACCUUAAAGAUAGACCCAAAUAGUAUUCGGUCUGGAGAUGCCGUUCCAAGUGACCUCGCGCCAACUCCAAGUACAGGAUCGAAUUCUGGAGCUUCAGCUGCGGUUACAGGUUCUGUAGCCACAAAUGGCGGAACAGCUCAACCCAACCCAACUGGUCCACAAGGUACAAAAGAUCCAUCACUGACUGGUGUGAGUAUAGAGGUUCUUCCAUCAACCACAGCAAGAACACCCGGAUCAUUUCCAGCCGGACAAAUCUUCACUCUUCCUCUUGAGUUCCGAGUUCUGAAUUUGAACAUAAGCGAUAACAUGACAAGCAUUAAUGCAUAUGUUGAAGAACAGGCAAGUAUCAAAAGACUCCAACUCCACGACCAUUCUGGUCAAUCAUUAUAUAAGGGAUUUUCUUCCUAUGUAUUUCUCUAA